Molecule: messenger RNA, 1155 nt
Organism: Pyrenophora tritici-repentis Pt-1C-BFP
Lineage: Eukaryota; Fungi; Ascomycota; Dothideomycetes; Pleosporales; Pleosporaceae
Source: RefSeq, a predicted model, not a curated record
AUGAGGCUCGACGCUACCAGACUCCGUGCUGAUGUCGAUGCGCGCAGUCGACUCGGCUUCUACACAUUGUACAAACAGCAAGCUGUCCUUGUAAUGGAGCCGCAUACUGCUCUGAGCAUCUACGCCGAUUUCGCCGCACAUAAGAACGACACGGAUUAUGAAUACAAUGUCCAGCUAGAUGAUGUCACAUCGCUCGCAAUGGUCACUUUCAUGAUACCAGAUAUCAGUGAUCCUGCAAAGAGGGCUAAACUUCCUCCAAGUCCGCAUAAAAAGAUGGCUGGAUUACUUUUACAGGGCUGUGCUCAAGCUGAAGAUCCUCUAGCCAUUGUGCAUAUCUUGACUGCCGCUCAUCUAGCCAACUUUGGGGAUGCUGCCGCCCAUGAGAUCUUGACGUUGUUUCCACGGCUGGAACUAGGCAAGUACCGCAAUACACUGGACACUCUACGCCCGGAUCCGAAGAAAACAGCCUUGGGCCCUGAAGUGUUGACUCUAAGAGGACUCUUUCUCGAGCAAGAAGGUCGCAAAGACAAGGCCAAAGAGAUGUAUCUGGAAGCGAUCAAAACAGCACCUCUCAAAUUCCAAAGAGGAUCAAGGCAUCCGCUGCAAUUACCUCUCAUGGCACCGUGGAAUGCACUUGGCUACAUGCUGAAAAAUGACAAAGAUCCCAAGUUGCAGGCAGAGGCGAAGACGUAUUUCGAAAAAGGCGCUCUAGAAGGUGAUGAUCCAGUAUCUUACUACGAACUUGCGGCUUUUGAACCCAGACCAAGCGAAAAGUGGCUGAGAUAUACCAGUAGAGCUGCUGGAGCUGGCCACCGACAAGCCAGUAUCGAUCUCGCUGCCUUUUACCAAGAGCUUGCAAAACCAGGUUCAAUUGCUUUGAAAGACGGCAACAUACGGAAGGCGCUCUCUUGGUUGCUAGGGUGGCGACGCGGCAGUACAGCGGAGUUGGCGCGGGAAUGGCUUCAAGUAGCAUCCAACUUUGGUCAUAAACCAUCAAUGUUGCAGCUCGCAGAUUACCACGCAUCGAUUCAUGACCACGAAGGAGCCAUGGAGCAUUUACGUCGCAUGCUUAAACCUCCAAGCACAGCUAAUCAGCGAGAAGAGUGGCCGGAACUCGUACAAGUCGCGAAGAGACGCCUUGCUGGAAUCAGGUGA